Messenger RNA from Chara braunii, 765 nucleotides. Lineage: Eukaryota; Viridiplantae; Streptophyta; Charophyceae; Charales; Characeae. The record is from the annotation of a GenBank genome assembly.
GUAUCAGUGAAGUUGGAGUUUACCUUUGAAGAUGUCCAAUAACGACCAGCGAGAUGGAGGGAACGUGUCUGGAGGCGGAGGAGAUCAUGGGGGAGGUGACCGCACCGACCGGAGGCAGUACCGGGCACCGACUUGCUUCAACUGCAAUGAAGUCGCCCACUAUGCUCAUCGAUGCCCCAAUCGGGGCCGAAGGAAUUAUCCAUCUCGAUCGUCUUCCUCAAGCGGGAGGCAACGUUCACGUUCACCAAGACGGUAUGAUAACAGACGACAUCAGUUGCCCAUAAGGGAUUUGGGAGUGCACUCCCAGAUCGCCGAUCUGGCAAGAAGCAUUGGGGCGAUGAAGGCGCAGUAUGAUAUUGAAGCACGCAAGAAGGAAGAGAAAGCUCGGCGUGAUAUUGAAGCACGCAAGAAGGAAGAGAAAGCUCGGCGUAAGUUUGAGAAAGCUGAGGCUCAGCGGCUUGAGGAGGAAGAAGCGGAGAAACGUGCCUUGAAAGAUAAGAAGAAGAAAGAAAAACUGCACAACGAGGCUGAAAAACGGGCGGAGAUGCGGAAGGAUUUGAGGUUGGAGAUGCUCAUGGAUCUGCACUGGCAUGAGAUGAAGGACAAGUUCAUCGCUGAAAUUAAGAAGACGGUGUUACCGUCGUGCUUUCCCUCCCAUAAGGGGAAAGGGAAGAUGGAGUUAUGCGAAUCGGAAGGCUACUCUUCUUCUGGAGGAAGCGAUGGAUGAAGCGACACAUGUGUUAUGCAGGAGAUUAAUGACAUGAC